Molecule: messenger RNA, 989 nt
Organism: Macadamia integrifolia
Lineage: Eukaryota; Viridiplantae; Streptophyta; Magnoliopsida; Proteales; Proteaceae
Exons: 5
Coding region: 11-787 (258 amino acids)
Source: RefSeq, a predicted model, not a curated record
CAUUCCAAAAAUGUUCUCAAUUUCCUUCAUGAAGAAGGCACAAACCACCACCCCAUUCAUCUCUAGACCAAUAGAACCAUAUCAUCUGAAACCCAGAAACAAUACUUUGCUCCAAGUGGCUCCUGCAUCUUUUUAUUUCCUUCCAACUCUAUCAACCCAAAAUUUGAGACAGAGGAGCUUUGUUACCAAGAGCACUACUGGGUCCUCACUGGUGCGAUGUGGCCGCGACAACUUAGCAUCUGGAGAAGAUGAUCACAGGGCUCUAGAAACAGUCCUCAAGCUUUAUAAAGCCAUUAAGAAUAGAAACCUUCGUGAACUGUCUGAUGUCAUUGGAGAUGAAUGCAGAUGUGUCUGUAAUUUCGUUUCCUUCCUUCAUUUGUUCCACGGAAAAGAGCAAGUCUUGGAGUUCUUCUCUUUUCUACUGGGAUCAUUGGGGAAGAAUGUAGAAAUCAUUGUGAAACCCACAGUGCAUGACGGACUAACUGUUGGUGUCCAAUGGAAACUAGAAUGGAAGACCAUACAAAUUCCUUUGGGGAAGGGUAUCAGCUUCCACACCAUGCAUGUCUACCAAGGGAAGGUGCUGAUAAAGAGCAUUGAGAUGUUUAUGGAACCACUCCUCAAUAUUGAACCCUUUCGGUUGAAACUGAUGGGAUUUGUGAUGUCUUUCUUGGAUAUAAUUGGGCCCAAUGCCAUAAUCAAGGGAAAGGAGAGGAAACUUUUAUACAUUACUCUGGGGUCUCUGGUCAUUUUUGCCCUGUUAGCCCUUUUUAGGCGACCUUGUUUUUGAGCCCUGUUGUCUGGCCAUGUUCUAGCCCUAUUAGUCUUCUUCUUCUUCUUCUUUGUCUCAUGAUAGAUCUAAUGGAGCUCAAAUUUUAGGGACAGGUAGACCUGAAGGUCUCAAGCUUAAGUGUAAAGUCUUAAUCCAAACAAAGUUUGUUAAGUGGCAAAAUAGAGCUUUGAAAAUAAGAUCAUUGUGGAAGUUUGCGAAA